AUGGCUAACGAACACCCCCAAACAGCUCCAAAUUUAAACUUUAAUCCAUCUGGUUUUCAACCCGUUCUUUCUACAAUUGAAUACGCGCACGCUCAGGCUUUGAACGAUGUGCGCCAAAAUCAGUCUGCUCAACAACUUGAUGUCGUAACUACAGGACAAUAUUUUCAGGCAUCAGGCAAAGAGUGGGUUGAGUCUUCACAGAAAAGUCAGUCUGGUGCUAAUGGUAAUGGUGUUAGUGGAAUGGUUUCUAGUAAUGUAAUAUUAGGUGGUGGAGGUGGAGGCACUAAUGCAGGUAUCAGUAACAGUAAUGACGCGCAUGUUAACUUAUCAAUACACAGGAAUAUUUCUGCUGCUGAUAUUGGGUCUACGGCAGCGGGAAUGGGCAUGAUUGGAUACAAGAACUCUUCAAAUAUUGGACAAUAUCCUUCAAUUAAAUAUCCACCUGGAUUUACAGGUGUCAGCAAUAAUGGAUUAGUAAUGGGAAAUGGGGCAAAUGGGACAGAUUAUCAUUAUGGUCACGCCUCGUUCAGUAAUGGAGCUGGAGGAUAUGCACGCAGCAAUAGUAUAUCAGUGAUACCUCAAAGCUCGCAUACUGAGGAUGUUGCAUUGUAUGGAAAUGUUUCUUUUGCAAAUCCUUUGAUUACAGCUUCACAACCUCCACGUAGUAUUAAAAAUCCAGCAGCAUCGAAUUUUGGGAUUGGUGGAGCGGACUAUAAAUCUUUUGACUUACAAAAUCAACUCCAAACAUCUCUUAAUUCCUUGUCGGAGGAAAAUCAUGAAACUGAAUGGAACAAAAAAAUUAUACUCGAUGAUUCUCCAAAGGAAUCGAUUGUUUAUAAGCCAUUGAAACCAAUGCGAUCAGCUACACUUCCAACAACUCAGUCCGAACUUAAUAACAUGAACAAUGGUAUAUACGGAAAUGCAACAAUGGUUUCACCAACUUCUCCUUGGGGCCCUGCAUCUUCUGCGUAUGUCACCACCCCAUCAAUUAAUACCAGCUUGGGAGUACAAACUCACGGACUGAAUAAUACUGGGAGUUAUUUUCCUCCGCAGAUGCAACAAACUAUUCCCAGUGGAAAUGAUCAAUACGUUAGUUAUAAUGUUGGGUUAUAUAACACUAAUCUCAGAAGGCCAUCAUCGACCAAUAAUAUCCAGGCAAAUGGCAUCCUGCAUGAGGAUACUAAUCAUGUAAAGUUUGAUCCUGCCUCACUAGGAGGCGGAGUGCUUUUAGAAUAUUAUGAUCAUAAUAAUUCAGCACUAACAACAUCUCCAACUGGAUAUUUUCCAACUUCACAACAGGUUCAUUUUCAAUAUCGAUCUAUUGGAAAUGCACUCCCUUCAUGGAGUACGUCUGUUGCCUCGGCUGGUUCAUUACGCCGUAGAUUAGAUGGAAAUGGAAGUAACGGCGGAGAAAAAGUUGAUGACGAUGGUGUAAAAGGAAGUAUGGCAUUAUAUGAUAAAUCUGAUGUUGAGGACAUUAUAUUACCUUCACGUGACUUAGGAAAAUAUGUCGCUGGUAAUGAAUCAAAAAACUUUGCUAGAAAUGAAUUAAAAUUAGACAUUCGUGGUCUUCAAGGACCUACAUUAGUUGCUCCCCCACCCGGAUUAGAGAGUUAUCGAAGUCCGACUUCACCCAGACCCCCUAUUACUUCUCCUGUACUAAAUGGCGAUCAUAUCGAACAUUAUUUUAGUCCUACAUUGGCAGCGCUUACUUCACCAACAUUAGCUAGUGUCGCUGUUGCUAAUCAGAACAUUUUACUUGGUGUUAGGGAUGACUUAUCAUCCAAAGUUCAAAAUAAUCAAUCACUUGGGCUUGUGGAUGUUACUGACAUAUCAAAUAGUUUAAAUAAUAUGAGUUUGAUGAAUUCCAAUGGAGGUGUCUCGACUUCAGAUAUUGGUCAAGUUGCGUCAAAUGAGCUGACAGUAGUGCAUGUGACUGGACCUACUUCAAAUAAUAAGCAACAGGCAAAACUGUCAUGGGCUGCGAUUGCCAAAACUGCUCCAAAACCUCCUCCAGUAAAUACUUCUCCUGAAGUUUUGGGAGUCGUCCCAGGGGCUUAUAGUGCGGCCAUCUCACCUACAUCCGCCGUAUCACCAAAUUCCACUUUUGCAUCUAGACCGAUGUCUGCACCUACAGGUGCCUGGACUGGUAAAGCAAAAAUUGCUGGCGCUAAUCCGGGUAAUGGGAUGAAUAGCCUAUUUCCCUCGCAGCCAAAUGCAGGAUUAGCGCCUGGUUCGCUAACGAUCUCUACGGGUUCAUCAGCUUCGAAAAAAGAUAUUAUAGCGUGGGUUGCUGCGAAAGGUUAUAAUCCAAAAUCAUUCAACUGCAAGCCACCACUUGUAAACGAUGUUCAUAAAUCAUUAAAGUAUGAUAUCUGGGCUAGCACUGAAAUUGGCAAUCGACGCCUGGAUAAAGCAUUUCGCGAAAAUGCUGAUAAAGGUCCCAUAUAUUUGUUCUUUAGUGUCAAUGCGAGCGGUCAUUUUUGCGGUAUGGCACAAAUGCUUACACCAGUUGAUUAUACGACAAGCAGCAGCGUGUGGGCACAAGAUAAAUGGAAAGGUGUUUUCAAAGUUAAAUGGAUAUUUGUCAAAGAUAUUCCUAAUGCUCAAUUAAGACAUAUCCGAGUUGUAAAUAAUGAGAAUAAACCAGUCACAAACAGUCGUGACACUCAAGAACUCUACACAGAACCUGGUCGUGAAAUGUUAAAGAUAUUCUUUGAAUACCGAAGUAAAACGUCCAUUUUGGACGAUUUUGAAUUUUACGACAAACGUCAAGUCGAGAUGCGUAAAGAUGGGAUCGCUCCUUUGGUAGGACCAACCAGCCCAGGUCCGAUUACCACCAAUCCUGGAAACAGUAGUGGGAAUGUUAGUGCGACUGCUAGUCUGAAUGGAGAGUCGGAUAAUUAG
Messenger RNA from Ambispora gerdemannii, 2907 nucleotides. The record is from the annotation of a GenBank genome assembly. Lineage: Eukaryota; Fungi; Glomeromycota; Glomeromycetes; Archaeosporales; Ambisporaceae.